AUGGCUUUGCCGAGGAGCCCCCUGAGUGCCGUAGCACAACCCAGAGCCCUGGAGGAGAGGCUGGAGGCGCUGAGCCAUGCGCUGGAUGAGCUGCUGUCCCGCGGUGGCUGCACACAGUGCGGGGUCUGCAGGAAACACGCAGAGAUGCAGGAGGAGCACAGCCGCCGCAUGGACUCCCUGGAGCAGCUGCUGCUGGGGAUGAAGGACCCCCAGCAGGGACCACCUGGGGCCAAGAAGGAGAAGCGGUGGCCACCGCUGAGCCGGGAGGGGGCAGGGCGCACUCUGUUCUUCGGGCGUCGGCAGGAAUCAGAGCGGCUCGGGGCAGCGCAGUACUUCCGCAGCCCCCGAACAAGCGGGGGCAGAGAGGAGGCGGGAGAGACACGGCUGAAGAAGGACACACUACGGGUCGGCACCCAUCACACGGAAGAACCACACGUGCGCAGCACCACCUACAGGGCCCUGUUGGGAAGUGCGCUGACAGACCACGGGCCUGACGAACUGAGAGCGACGCCCCCCGGGGCCCCAAACCUGGCCCCAGAAAUGCUGCUGGGGGGGACGGUCUCCGAGGCAACAAAGGAGGGCAGAGCUUUCAGUUUGCAAAGAAUCCAGGAGCCAGAGGUGGCGCACCCUCUGGUGAAGGCAGACACUGCAAGUCCGGGGAGUCCAACGGCACAGGGGCAACAGCCACAGGCCUCCGGCAUACAGAUCUGGAUCAGUCCACCUGUCGGUGGUGCCGAGGUCCAGGACAGACCCAGGUCUCCGCCAAGAACCUGCUACAAGGUCAUAGAUGACGACCCCCCAGGACCAGCACCCUUCCCUCAUCGCAUCGUGUCCCUGAGGCCCGGUCGACCCUGCGACUCACUCAGCAUCGACACCCAGGGGGUUCUGGGCGGCGGUCGCUUUGGCCGAGUGCACAAGUGUACAGAGAACGCAUCUGGACUGAAGCUGGCAGCGAAGGUCAUAGCAGCGCGCAGCGCGAAAGAGAAGGAGAUGGCGCUCAACGAGAUACAGGUGAUGAACCAGCUGAGCCACGCCAACAUCAUCCAGCUCUAUGAUGCCUUUGAGUCCAAGAACGAGGUGGUUCUCGUCAUGGAGUACUUGGAGGGAGGAGAGCUCUUCGAGAGGAUUGUGGACGAACGCUCUCCGCUCACCGAGGUAGACGCCAUCAUCUUCCUGAAGCAGAUCUGCCAGGCCAUCCAGUACAUGCACCAGAUGUACGUCUUGCACCUGGACCUCAAGCCCGAGAACAUCCUGUGCGUGAACCGCACUGGGCACCAAGUGAAGAUCAUUGACUUUGGACUCGCCAGGAGGUACAAGCCGCGGGAGAAGCUGCGUGUUUCCUUUGGGACUCCUGAGUUUCUGGCGCCGGAAAUUGUCAACUUCGACUUUGUGUCCUUCCCCACGGACAUGUGGACAGUAGGCGUGGUCACCUACAUGCUCCUCAGCGGACUGUCCCCAUUCUUGGGGGAUGACGACAGUGAGACCCUGAACAACGUGCUCACCGUCAACUGGGCCUUCGACGACGAGGCCUUUGAACACGUCUCCGAUGAAGCCAAGGACUUUGUGUCCAACCUGCUUAUUCGAGAGAGGAGCGGGCGCCUGAGUGCGAGUCAGUGUCUGAAGCACCCGUGGCUCUGCAACAUCUCGGAGAAGGCCAAGCGCAGCAACAUCACGCUCAAGUCGCAGGUGCAGCUCAAGAAGUACAUGGCUAGGAGGCUCUGGAAGAAAAACUACAUUGUGGUGGCGGCUGCCAACAGGUUCAAGAAGAUCAGCAGCUGCGGCUCUCUCACCUCCCUGGGCAUCUGAGGACUCUGAGCUGAGCUUUGAGCGACGCACCUUGCGGUGACCCCUGUAAACCUGCUGGCUCGCAGUCGGGGUUCCAGCCCUGAGAACAACACUCCAAGCCUUGACCACAUCCUCAAGAGUUCCAAAGCCCAAGACAUUUUGGAUCACGACUGUUUACGUUAUAAAGGGUUGUUAUAAGUUAUAGGUUAGGGUUACCAUUGGUUCCAGUAGGUUAUUGUACAGUGUGAACUUGUUUCUUCUUCUAAUUUGUUGUGUUUGUAAUUUGCC
Molecule: messenger RNA, 2073 nt
Organism: Scleropages formosus (Asian bonytongue)
Lineage: Eukaryota; Metazoa; Chordata; Actinopteri; Osteoglossiformes; Osteoglossidae
Gene: mylk2
Product: myosin light chain kinase 2
Exons: 14
Coding region: 1-1806 (601 amino acids)
Biological process (GO): intracellular signal transduction; positive regulation of apoptotic process; protein phosphorylation
Cellular component (GO): nucleus
Molecular function (GO): protein serine/threonine kinase activity; ATP binding
Source: RefSeq, a predicted model, not a curated record